GUGCGAGCGCAGCAGCUGAGUGAGCAGACAGAGGUAGAAACAUUAGGUUAUCUUCUGAGACUACCACACAUCGACCUGUCACUUUUACUUCGUGCAAAGAGUCUAUCCGAAGAGGACCACAGCAGCAGCAGCAGCAGCAGCGCCCUGGUCUGGUCUGGUCUGCUCGAGCAGCCGCCUGCGAAAAACUCCCAAACGCGGUCGUCUCAGCUGGCAUGAGCUAACCUACCAGACAGACAUGGAAACCAAACCGUUCUUGUCAUUGGGGUUCCUGAAGCCCCAGUGCUCGUUGGCUCCCCCCAUGCAGCGAGGUCGCUCGGGUGAGGCAUGUUCCUGUUUCAGCGGCAUGUGUCCCCUCCACCAGCGUCGCCUAUCCUCAGACUCGUCAGGCCAGGUGCCCUCGUCGCCCCUGGGCUCACCCACAUCCCACCGGGGAAUGCACCCAUCUCUGCUCAGCCCGACGUCAAUGGGGCCCUCCGGCUCCCUCCACUCUCCCAUCAGCACACUGAGUUCGCCCAUGAACGGCCUGGCCUCACCCUUCUCCGUCAUCAGCUCUCCCAUGGGCCCCCACUCCAUGAACUCGCCCGGCAUGGGCUAUGGCCCGAGCGUCAGCCCCCAGAUGUUCCAGCUAAAUUCUCCGAUGAACUCGGUCAGCAGUACGGAGGACAUCAAGCCCCCGCUGGGAAUCAACGGUGUGAUGAAGGUGCCCGCCCAGCCCUCAGGCACAGUCCUGUCGCUCACCAAACACAUCUGCGCCAUCUGUGGUGACCGCUCCUCAGGUAAACACUAUGGGGUAUACAGCUGUGAGGGCUGCAAAGGUUUUUUCAAAAGGACGGUGCGCAAAGACCUGACCUACACCUGCCGUGACAACAAGGACUGCGUCAUCGAUAAGCGCCAGAGGAACCGCUGCCAGUACUGCCGCUACCAGAAGUGUUUAGCCAUGGGCAUGAAGAGAGAAGUUUUGUUACAUGCAGCCGUUCAGGAGGAGCGCCAGCGAGCCAAGGACAGAAAUGAGAACGAGGUGGAGUCCACCAGCUGCGCCAACGAGGACAUGCCCGUGGAGAAGAUCCUGGAGGCCGAGCAGGCGGUGGAACCCAAAACUGAGACCUACAUUGAGACCAACCUUGGUGUGCCAUCCAACUCGCCGAACGACCCGGUGACAAAUAUCUGUCAGGCGGCUGACAAACAGCUCUUUACCCUGGUGGAGUGGGCCAAGAGGAUCCCACACUUCUCUGAGCUGCCGCUGGACGACCAGGUCAUCCUUCUACGAGCAGGUUGGAAUGAACUCCUCAUUGCAUCAUUCUCACACCGUUCGAUAGCGAUUAAAGAUGGGAUCCUGUUGGCGACGGGGCUGCACGUCCACCGCAACAGCGCCCAUAGUGCCGGAGUGGGAGCCAUCUUUGACAGAGUGCUCACAGAACUGGUGUCAAAGAUGAGGGACAUGCAGAUGGAUAAGACAGAACUGGGGUGCCUUCGAGCUAUAGUCCUUUUCAACCCAGACUCUAAAGGUCUGUCCAACCCAAGUGAGGUAGAAGCUCUGAGAGAGAAAGUGUAUGCAUCUUUAGAGGCCUACUGCAAACAGAAGUACCCAGACCAGCCUGGCAGAUUUGCUAAACUGUUGCUGCGGUUACCAGCGCUGCGUUCCAUCGGCCUCAAGUGUCUGGAGCACUUGUUCUUCUUCAAGCUCAUUGGCGACACGCCCAUUGACACGUUCCUCAUGGAGAUGUUAGAAGCCCCGCAUCAAAUGACAUAAUAGCAGAGAGGGUUGAGCCCUCCUCACCCCCCCACCCCUCCCCCCUUACAUCUCCCACCAGCUCUGGAUUGGGAGCAGGGUCCUUUUUUUUAAAAUCCCGUCUCCAGCAAAGGGACAGAUCACGUGACGAUUUUGGAUGGAGAACCUCUCCCUUCCUCCCAUCCCUCCCUACCCCCAUCUCCCUUUGAUGUGUUUCAAAACAAUGAAUUCAUCAUGUCUAUGGGUCUGUUUUAUACCCUGUAAAAAUAUAUAAAUAAGAAAUAUAUAUAUAUAUAUGAAAAUCACACGGCAACACGAGUGACAACAGCGGACUGAAUUAGGGUCGGACAGAGGACAAAAGAUUUGAGCCAUCAUUUUCAUCAUUGCUUUUCCUACACCUUGACGAGCAAAAGCAAGAGAUGAUCAGGUUUUAACACCAACAGUUAUGCUUGCAGGUAUUUUGAAAAAAAAAAACGGCGGUGAUGUCAUAUUCGGACACUCAGCGUUGUGAUCGGGACAAUCGUGGACUGGGAGAGCCUCGGGCUGUCUAGACUUGGACCUGAGCCUUCUCUCUCGCUCAGGACUGAAUUUACCUUCGGGGAGGGACGGCAGGGGGACGAUAACGUCUGCUUAAAAGGAACUUGUCUUGUUCUGCCUGACUCGACUGAACACGUCAGGUCUUGCACUAGCUGUUUUUGAAGUGAGAGCUUAUUGGAGUGGGUUAACAAGACUGCAAGAGCUCCAAAACCUCAGGUCUCUGCCCCAGUUCCAACAAAUACAACCAUGUCUUACUCUAUUAGCACUGUGCGAUACCGGGGAGGGCGACGUUUUAGUUCACUAAUCAACACUUCGGGUAAUGUUAAUCGAUUGAACGAGAGUUGGGAGAGCUUGUUAUGUACAAUCUGUGCAGGCCCUCUGCACACCUGAAGAUGCAGGCUGUUGUGAAGUAGCCACACAUUAGCUUUAUGCUACAUGAUGAUCUGAACGGCUACCAGCAGGUGCAGGAACAACUUCUGUCAUCCUCUUUCAAACGUUUGGCCCUUUUUGCAACCUCACAGAUGAUCACAGAAAACUUGGAUGGCUUGAAAGUGAACGCACGGUCUCAUUUGUGGGGAAAUGUUGUUGUUUCGCAGGCCUCUGAGCUCCUUUUUCAUCCCUUUUUCAACCUCUCUGCUUCUCAUUUCAUGUGAAUUUCAGCACACCAUUUACACCUCCACACUCAGAAAUCCCUCCGCCUCCACGCGGCGGGUAUUACAGUAGCUUUUUUCGAAACACCUCAUAUCUCUCUACCUGUACAGAAAGUUACAACCGUAUACAGUAUUGACAUUAUGUUCAGUUUUAACAGCAAUGCACAAUUACCUCUGUUUCCAUCCCUCCGACCUUCAGUUCUUGAUGCUCAUUGAACCAUUUACAGUAUGCGGGAGAAGUGCUCGUCAUCCUUGCAGCAGAGCCAUUGUUUGUUUAUUUGUUUGUUACUUGGCACUUAACCUCAUGACAGCGGAGUCGGGUUCCUUAACAGAGAGCUGAUGUUGAUGUAAUCAACCUCUGAGGUGGAACUUGGCCCAGGCCCAUUCAGGGAAGCCUCAAUUCUUUUCCUCCUCAGAGGGACACACACUUUCGCUCUCUCUGCACUUCUCUGGACAACCAAGUGUCAUUCAUGUUGAACUGAAAUGUUAGCUAUGUCCAUGUUAUGUAUAAAUAUGCUUUAUGCCCAUAUUCUGCUUUCUUUCCGCCUCCUAUCCUUCUCUAAAUGCUGCAGCUGCUGCAAAUCUAUGCAUUGAGUGCAUUUCCAAAGAUUGUCCACAGGGUGGGUGCAUGUUAGUAUGGCUUAUUUCGAUUAUUUUUCUGAACUAUUCAGACAUUUUAUAGUCAUUCCGUACUGGUUUAUUCAGCUAACAGCUCUCACUCAAAAGUGUUUUAUGGAACAGUGGAGCAUAGCAGAGUGCAGGACAUGCUCAAUAAUCGCUAUUGCGGAGUGUGAUAAAAGACAAGGACUUGAAAGCAUAAAUAAAUUAAUCAAGGAUUGUCUCUCUAUAUCUGCUAUCCACCACUAUUCUGUCAACAUCUUGACACUUUUUGGCCCUUGAAACAGAAACAAACUUGAGCACUGUGUUUUCAUCAUCAUGUGAAAAACUUGAUGAUUAAUGGUCUGAGGUGUAUGGAGUCCUGAGUGUGCCACUUCAAUAAUUAUUUCCCAGAGUUUAAUUAAAUUCAUCAAUUCAUAAUUUUAAUUUAAAAAAAAAUCUGCAGUUCAAUUCUAAUUCAAAAGCAAAAUAGAAAAAAAACGUAUUCUGUUUAAUUCAUUUGUUAUUAAUUGGAUUUUAAAAUUCAUUAAAAAAAUCACAAUGAAUUCGUCUCCAGGUUUAACUUUUACAGUUUCCAUUUUGUGAUUGCUUUCAUUUGAAGAAACAGAGACUUAUAUUGUCUACCUGUUGACUUUUGAUCCACCCUCUAUACUAACGUUUUUAAUGUUUUUUGUUGUUUUCAUUUGCCCAUAUGUAUGUGUCCAUUAUUCUGGCACUAUCAGGACUCGAUACAGUGUUGACACCAAUGAUACAAAUGACCAUGUGUCAGUUUUUCAUCAUGAUUUGGUGGCCUCUACCAGGGGGUCAACUUUGUAAAAUUAACAUUUGUUAAUCCACCUCUGUGAAACUGACCUCCAGGUGCCCAGAGAUCUCUCAAUUUAUAAAGAAAAAGCAAAGAGUCAGUUCAGAUGCCAUCUCCUAAAUGUCAAAUGCUGGGCCCCAGCCACAGGCAGGACCACACCAUUUACUUUCAGUCAGAGAGCAGUUUGGAUUUAGACAGUUUGAGGAAAAUGACGGCUAUUUAAGAGCUGUGAGCUCCCUCUUGUGGAAGAGAAGCAGUGCUGCAACGUUACUUGAAUUUUUCUACAAGUAUUUAAUCAGACUAAAAGACGGCACUUUCUCAUCAGUGUUGGUUUGGAUCAGACAACGUCUGUGUUUGUUCAAACCGAAAAAAAGAAGAAGAAGCAAUAACAUCAGUAUGACCUAUUGGCUUGUGAUUUUAUUAUCUCCCAACAGUUUCAGUGAGGUGGCCUAUUUUAUUACAAACUAUCCAGGUGACAGUAUUGACUGCCCAUUUGAGCUCAGUUUACAGUAUUUAUAUUCUGAAAAAUUACUUGUUUGUCUGUUGAAACAAAAACAAAACAAAUCUUUAUUUGUUUAGAUGUAAGCAUUAUGGCAAAGAGAAGCUUUACUCUUUUUCUAAGACUGGGCGAAAUCUGCGGAUUUCUUUUUAGCAAAAUCUUAAUCAAGAAAAAAGAAGGUUAAGAAAUUUAAUUUUUGUUUUCAACUGGGUGACCCAACUUUAAAAUUUUUAUCCUCCUGCUCCCUAAAGUCUGAUGUCUCCUCCUCUUAGUUUACUGUGAUUGGUGACCGCUGGUCUCUUAAAGCCAUAAACUGGAUGAUGUGAGCUCGCACUCCCCCUGCAGGAAAUAGGCAGACAAGGAUCUUCUUGACUAGAUAAAGAAAGGAUCUCCUACAUGGAAUGAUCGCCUACAUGAAUGCUUUAUAACAUAAAGCUCUAUUUUGUUAAUAUGUAUAUGUGUAUAUAUUUAUAAAUAUAUAUCGACAGAUCUGUUCCUUGAGUAUUUCCAGUAUUGAAAGAGGGAGACAAGUCUUUCAGACCAAACUGUUCCGCACUCGACAACUCAGAGUUUAAUGGUGUUUUUUUCACACAUAUCUGAGGGGUUUUUUUGCAUUUCGACCGUGACUUUAUAAAAAUCAAUCCUGAUCAACCAGCAGAAUCGCAGCAGCUCUAAAAAAAACCAGCUUCUCAGCAGUUUAUGGGACUUCAAAAAAACCACGAAAGAGAAAUAAAAUAACAAAAAGGUUAAGACUUUAAACCCUCCAAAAUGUAUGUUGCUUGGCAAUUGUAUGUUCAAAACAGUGUAAUCAGGAAAAGCUGAGCUUGUGACACAAUCACUGCUUUCUUUGUUGCGUAGACGGUAAAAUGUUCAAGUAAGAAAAAAAGAAAAGAAAAAAAACACUUGGAAAAAGAUCUAUUUUUGUACAAAGGUAAUUUUAUCCCUUGCUUGUGUACUCUGUUCUUUCCCUUUCUUCUGCGGGCUGUUGUAUACGUUGUGGAAAAGCUUAUUCAACGGGCAAUUUUCAGAUCGAAAAUGUUAAGCUGCGAGGAAUUGUUGGCUUUGGCACCUCAGUAACUGUGUCGCCUUUACUUUGCCAUUUUUCAACCUGUCGCUGCAAGAUGGGAAUGUCUUCUUUCAUUAUAUUUUUGUCGAUUUUUAAGGAGAUGGAAUUUUGUCAUCUGUUCUUUGUGGGUUGUUCUCUGAUGUUCUAUCUUUCAUGGACAGAAAAAAAGGUUAUUAAAAAAACUCAAAGUGAGCUUGACUGAUGGUGAUGAUUCUGUGUAAUAUUCAAAGUGCAUGUUAAAGAGAGUUCGGGU
This is a messenger RNA of Plectropomus leopardus (leopard coralgrouper), 6154 nucleotides long. Lineage: Eukaryota; Metazoa; Chordata; Actinopteri; Perciformes; Serranidae. The record is from RefSeq and is a predicted model, not a curated record.